This is a messenger RNA of Raphanus sativus (radish), 1598 nucleotides long. RefSeq names its product protoheme IX farnesyltransferase, mitochondrial. NCBI's taxonomy places the organism in Eukaryota, Viridiplantae, Streptophyta, Magnoliopsida, Brassicales, Brassicaceae. The record is from RefSeq and is a predicted model, not a curated record. Gene Ontology annotation, biological process: heme biosynthetic process. Gene Ontology annotation, molecular function: protoheme IX farnesyltransferase activity. Bases 172 to 1440 code for a protein of 422 amino acids. The transcript has 6 exons. Gene Ontology annotation, cellular component: membrane; mitochondrion.
CAAAUAUCAAACAUCACAAUUAGGUCCCAUCAACAUUUCAUCUCUCUCGUAGAAGUGAAGAGCCACCGUGACUCGAAAAAUAUCUGAAACCAAAUCAAUCUUUAGAUGAACACGUAUCCCUCGUCGUCGCUCUCUCUCAACGCCUAGUGGUUCGUUUUACCGACUAAUAAGAUGUGGCGAAGAUCCGCCGUGUCUCGCUUCUCCUCCUCGAGGAUCUCUCUGUCUUCUCCUUCUUCUUCUUCGUCGCCAAACCCUAGACUGAUCCCUUGGUCCCGCGAACUAUGCGCCGUCAACAGCUUCUCCCCCCAGCCUCCGAUCUCCUCUGAACCAACCGCAAAGCUAGCGGACGGAUCCGAUCCCAAUCGAGCUCUCACCACAGCCGCCACAUCGAGAAUCGCGGCCGCGGCUGGAUUAGGUCAACACUACGCUCGUUGCUAUUGGGAGCUUUCGAAAGCUAAACUCAGCAUGCUCGUGGUUGCGACAUCUGGCACUGGUUACAUCCUCGGCACGGGGAACGCUGCGGUUGACUUAGCGGGGCUUUGUUACACGUGUGCUGGCACCAUGAUGACUGCUGCUUCUGCUAACUCCUUGAAUCAGAUUUUCGAGAUAAGCAAUGAUGCUAAGAUGAAGAGGACGAUGAAAAGGCCGUUGCCUUCGGGACGUAUCGGUGUUCCGCAUGCUGUUGCGUUUGCUACUAUCGCUGGUACUUCUGGUGCUUGCUUGUUGGCUAGUAAGACUAAUAUGAUGGCGGCUGGACUUGCAUCUGCUAAUCUUGUUCUUUACGCGUUUGUUUAUACUCCGUUGAAGCAACUUCACCCUAUCAAUACUUGGGUUGGGGCUGUUGUUGGUGCCAUCCCUCCUUUACUUGGGUGGGCUGCGGCUUCUGGUCAGAUCUCACUCAACUCGUUGAUUCUUCCAGCUGCUCUUUAUUUUUGGCAGAUUCCUCAUUUUAUGGCCCUUGCACACCUUUGCCGUAAUGAUUAUGCAGCUGGAGGUUACAAGAUGCUGUCGCUGUUUGAUCCUUCAGGGAAGAGGAUAGCAGCAGUGGCUCUUAGGAACUGCUUUUACAUGGUCCCACUCGGUUUCAUUGCCUAUGACUGGGGUUUGACAUCGAGCUGGUUUUGUCUCGAAUCAACACUUCUCACAAUGGCAAUCGCUGCUACCGCUUUUUCAUUCUACAGACACGGGACCAUGGAGAAAGCGAGGAAGAUGUUCCACGCCAGUCUUCUCUUCCUUCCUGUUUUCAUGUCUGGUCUGCUUAUACACCGCGUCUAUGAUGAGGAAAAACAACCAGUCCUAGAAGUAGCCGGUUUACCGAACUCUGUAACCGAUGAAGUGAAAUCUCACAGAAGAAAGAAACGUGCUGCACAGCCUCCUGUGGCUUAUGCUUCUGCUGCACCAUUUCCUUUCCUCCCAGCUCCUUCCUUCUAUUCACCAUAAAGCAAGCUCUUAAAUUGUUGAGGAUACACACAUCACAAGUGAUGAAUAUUGUGAAAUUGUUUUUGAGUUACAUCUUUGGUAAUAAGGAAGUGGAGAGAACACAUACUAGAGAUUUAUGUAAUUUUGGAUCCACAAUAUAAUUUGUUUUUCAAUGUUUA